AUGUCGACCCAGAACUUCGUUGGUACCCAGCCCGUCGACAACCUCCCGCCCAGCGCGGCUUCGAAGAUCCCCGACUCCGAGCUCGACAAGCGCGAGGCUCAGCGCGACCCCGCUCAGGAGCCGGGUGCGAACAAGCGGGCCGGUGUUGCGUCUAGGGUCCCCGCAGAUUUCGAUACUACCGGACGGUCAGGAGGUCCCCACGGAGACCCGAAGCCAACAGCAGACCCUGUAGUCUGA
Molecule: messenger RNA, 237 nt
Organism: Rhodofomes roseus
Lineage: Eukaryota; Fungi; Basidiomycota; Agaricomycetes; Polyporales; Fomitopsidaceae
Exons: 3
Coding region: 1-237 (78 amino acids)
Source: RefSeq, a predicted model, not a curated record